This is a messenger RNA of Stegastes partitus (bicolor damselfish), 375 nucleotides long. RefSeq names its product mediator of RNA polymerase II transcription subunit 11-like. Gene Ontology annotation, molecular function: transcription coregulator activity. The transcript is spliced from 2 exons. Gene Ontology annotation, biological process: regulation of transcription by RNA polymerase II. Gene Ontology annotation, cellular component: mediator complex. NCBI's taxonomy places the organism in Eukaryota, Metazoa, Chordata, Actinopteri, Pomacentridae. The record is from RefSeq and is a predicted model, not a curated record. Bases 81 to 350 code for a protein of 89 amino acids.
GGCAGUGGCUCACCGUGUGUCGCUGAACAGAGGAACUUCUGCCCAGAGAGCUGCUGUUUGAGGCUGUUUCCUGCCUACUAAUGGCUAAUGAGCGGCUCAGAGUUCUGGAGGACGUAGAGAAGGAGAUAGCGUCGGUCCUGCAGUGUGCCGGUAAUAUUGUCCUGGAACUCUCCAAAGACAAAACCAAUGCCAGCUUCCUCGACAGACAGCUGAUUCAGUUCCAGACCUCAGUCAACCGAGUGGAGAGUGAACUGACUUCCCAGAUUCGCUACCUCACACAGGUUAAACGCACAACUGUAGUACUAGUUUGUGAGAGACAACAGUUUCAACAACAGAGCUGUAGUGCCUAAUUUAUGUUUUGUUUCAGAAAGUAUG